GACAAAUGUAGUGCUUUGAGAGCUUUGUUGGAAUUGGUGGCCGGAUGGCGUUGGAGGGCGUCCGUGAAUAUUGACUCAGACCGGGUAUAUUAAAUAAUGGAUGGUCAGAAGUUCUGCCUCAAGUGGGAUGGGUUCCAGAGCAGUGUCACCUCUCUGUUUGACCACCUCCGACAAGAUGAGGAGCUGGUGGACAUCACCCUGUGCUGUGAGGGCCAGAAAGUCAGGGCACACAGAAUGAUGCUGUCUGCAUGCAGUCCAUACUUCAGGGAUCUCCUCAGAAACAACCCAUGCCAGCAGAUGGUGUUCUUCCUGAAGGACACGUCGGCCGCCGACCUGCUGGCCAUCAUCGAGUUUAUGUACAAGGGCAGUGUGAACGUGGCCCAGAGCCAGCUGGCCAGCUUCAUCAAGACGGCGGAGAUGCUGCAGAUCCGCGGUCUCAGUGGGGAUGACGACAAGCCGUCCCCGCCCACCGAGGGCCGGGCGCCGGCGGCCAGUCGGCCGCGCUCCGUCAAGGUGGAGAAGGUGGACCCUGAGGAGGAGGAUGACGGCGACGUCAGCCUGGACGCCACGCUCGGCUAUGUGGCCGAAUACGAGGGCAGCUACGGCGAGCCGGACCUCUCCGUCAGCGCCAUGGUGGCCGGCGGCGCCACGGCGGCAGCAGACGCCGGCUUCCGCUCACAGACGGACGCACGCGGCCGCUCCUCACCCUCUGGCCAACUGACGGGGCCCGCGGACCUGGUCAUGGCUCACUGGCCGGCUG
Messenger RNA from Pollicipes pollicipes, 760 nucleotides. RefSeq names its product longitudinals lacking protein-like. The annotation marks the transcript as partial. Gene Ontology annotation, cellular component: nucleus. The record is from RefSeq and is a predicted model, not a curated record. Gene Ontology annotation, molecular function: protein binding. The transcript is spliced from 6 exons. Gene Ontology annotation, biological process: regulation of transcription by RNA polymerase II. Lineage: Eukaryota; Metazoa; Arthropoda; Thecostraca; Pollicipedomorpha; Pollicipedidae.